AUGGGAGAGUGGGAUAUCUACUGUGCGAUUUGCGGGGCUCCUUUUUCCAGCCGGGUGGAUAUCGACCCGAAAGGAACCAAGCAAAAUCACUACCGCUACGAGAUCCUCAAAAACUCCAGCUUGAAAUGGCUCGAUGAAGUCCGUGCCCUGGGAAUCAAUGCGGACUCACCCGCAACCGAUAGAUCAUAUCUAACUGGUCUCGGUUGUUACUCUGACAUGGGGUGUAUAGAUGUUGCCAUCGGAAAUGACCCCAACCUUGUCAUGGAGCGCCCCGAUCUGGAGCCUCAAGAGGAGAUUAACCUAGUUGCAUACCAGGAUUAUAACGACGAGGAGGCACCGCAUGUCUUCCCUUUCCAUUCCAUCUGCUACGAGGAUAUCCUUCUGCGAUGCGUUUGGAAAGUGUCCCGGCAGCUCCAACGCCAAGUUCUCUUCAAUGCAUUCAAAGCUCUGCAUGAUUGGGGCCACGUCAGGCUGAAUGUGGACUACGGAGCGCCAAGUCCGCCAGAAGAACAAUACUGGGAAGCUAACAAGGGCGAAGAGGUCCUGGUGGUGAAUCCGGUCAAGAUACCCGAAUUGUAUGCUCACCUCGGCCGGAUCACAAAGUAUCGCGGAAUGAGUGAUAAGACGGCGGCGAAGGCAGGCCCUCGGCAACAUGAAGUCUUCAGUCGACUGCCAAUUGAGCUUCGCCAUGAGAUCUUCAGAGCCCUGCCAGUUGGUUCGAUCCUUUCUCUGAAGGCUGCUUCUGCAGUGAUGCAUGCGACCCCCUUGCCUGCCAGAGUCUGGAGGCGGAAGUUAGAAUGCGAGGUGCCGUGGCUGUGGGAACUCGCGGACUGUGACGUUUUCCAAUCUCAGGAGGUGGAAUCUCAGGCUUCAGAGCUGUUGCUCAACAUUGAUUGUAGAAGUCGAUACGCGGCUGAGAAUGACGACUAUGUCUUUGGGUUGGCUAACCGACGGAGGAUCUGGGGUGUUUGCGAGCAGAUCCGAAGUAAAUACUUGGAAUUGCUCGAAGGCGUGUCCGUGCUGGAAGGGUGA
Aspergillus aculeatinus CBS 121060 is the source of this 1032-nucleotide messenger RNA. RefSeq lists its product as uncharacterized. The transcript has 6 exons. NCBI's taxonomy places the organism in Eukaryota, Fungi, Ascomycota, Eurotiomycetes, Eurotiales, Aspergillaceae. Bases 1 to 1032 code for a protein of 343 amino acids. Gene Ontology annotation, molecular function: protein binding. The record is from RefSeq and is a predicted model, not a curated record.